Molecule: messenger RNA, 822 nt
Organism: Trichobilharzia regenti
Lineage: Eukaryota; Metazoa; Platyhelminthes; Trematoda; Strigeidida; Schistosomatidae
Source: the annotation of a GenBank genome assembly
AUGUUAAGUGCUAAACUACGACUUCUACGUGGCUUGGCUCCUGUUAGCUUUGAUGAUUCAAUUCUAUACUGUUCCAGUCUACCGAAUAAAUGUGAAGUAUCAAAAAGUGCUCAGCCAAGUUUUGUUAGCUUGGGAAAAUCUUUACCUCAACAUUUUCAACAAUCGUCUCAGUUACACGAAGUGUAUCUGCCUAGAUUUCCGUCGAGUGUUGGAAAAUCAGCUGUAAAUCAUUUUGUUGCAUCAAAUAGCCCUACAGUUGUGAGCAGCAAUAAUAAUAGCAAGUGUGUAGAGAAGAUAAAUCAAAGUUGUCAAACUGAAUCACUCGAACCUGAGGUGUGUAUUGAAAAUCUUUCAACGACUAUAUCACAAAUUUUUCACAAGUUGAAUCGUCAUGAACUUAAGAAUAUGUCGAAUUGUGAUCGAAGCCAAUUUCCUAAAUUAUGGUUAGAUUUAAGUGAACUGAACUAUUCACCAGCUCAGUAUAAUCUAGGCGUUUGGUAUGAAAUACAAGCGUCAAAGUGUUUACCACUUCAUGAGAAUUUAAAGCGGCAUUAUACCAGUCAAGCAAGUUAUUGGUAUAAAUGUGCAGUGCGGAAAGACUGUCAUCCAUUGGCUGCAUAUAAUUUAGCCUGUUUAAUGCUAAAUUCACGUCAUCAUCAAUCGGAUCAAUCGGCAUUUAUUACUAUUACUACUACUACUACUACUAUUGAUUGUACAGAUAAACAGGAUGAGAAAGACUAUACAGUUAUCGAUCUAAUGAAACUUGCAGCUGAUGGUAAUGUGAAACAGGCGAAGAAGUACUUGUCUAAACACACACUGUAA